Amaranthus tricolor (Joseph's coat) is the source of this 696-nucleotide messenger RNA. RefSeq lists its product as uncharacterized. The transcript has 3 exons. The record is from RefSeq and is a predicted model, not a curated record. The coding region runs from base 1 to 696 and encodes 231 amino acids. Lineage: Eukaryota; Viridiplantae; Streptophyta; Magnoliopsida; Caryophyllales; Amaranthaceae.
AUGGUGAAUGUUAUGAAAUGCUACAUUUCCAUGCUACACAAAUUGAUGAAGUCAAUAGGAAUGCAUCCUAUUGAUGUUGAAAUAGAGCCUGGAACAGUUAUUCAUUUCUGGGUUAAUAAUAACAAAGAGAAGAAUAACAAAAACAAGGAUGGAAGGAAGAAAAAGAAACCAUCUCUUGUUCUUAUUCAAGGUUUUGCAGGUACUGGAAUUCUAACAUGGCAAUUCCAAGUCCUAGCCCUAAGAAAAAAAUACACCCUUUACAUCCCAGACCUCAUUUUCUUCGGUGGGUCCUACACAAACAAAACUGAUAGAACUCCAAGAUUUCAAGCAGAUUGUUUUGCAAUAGGAUUGAAGAAGUUAGGUGUGGAAGAGAAAUGUGUGGUGGUUGGGUUUAGCUAUGGUGGGUUUGUCGGGUUUCAAAUGGCGGAGCACCACCCGGAUUUGGUGGGUUUAUUGGUUGUAACCGGAUCCGUUGUGGCUGUAUCCGAAUCCAUUUACAAGGACACUUUGAAAAGGAUAGGGUUUUCCAAUUUUGUGGAUUUCUUAUUGCCUAUUACUGCUGAAGGUGUUGAGGUUCUUCUUAAAAUUGGUUCUUAUAAGUUUCCUUGGAUGCCUGAUUUGUUUCGUAAACACUUACUCGAGGUAGAGAUAUUUAUAGGCGAAUUUGAGCGGGUAAUGAAUCGGGCUUAUACUUAA